UUGACGUCACAAUUCGUCAUCUGUUUAGCAACAAAGACGAAGAACGAGAAGAGGAAGUAACUGCGCUUCAGAAUCUCUCCGUGUUUCAUUGAAUUUAAACUGAUUACUGGCGAUUCCGAACGAUGGGGGCAGUGUUGGGAGUGUGUAGUGCAGCCCAGCUGGCAUGUUGCUGUGGGUCAGCAGCGUGCAGUCUCUGUUGUGCUGCAUGUCCAUCAUGCAAGAAUUCCACAUCCAGCCGCAUCAUGUACGCUGUCAUGAUGCUGCUGGGCACCAUUGUGGCCUGCAUCAUGCUCUCUCCUGGCCUUCAAACUGCACUUGAAAAGGUUCCUUUUUGUGAGGGUGAAGGUGCCAAAGCUUCCAUUACAGAUGCUGUCACCAAUACGGUUCAGUUGGAUUGCUCUGGGAUUGUAGGCUACUUGGCUGUGUACCGACUGUGCUUUGCGAUGUCACUGUUCUUCUUUGUCAUGGCACUGCUUAUGGUGGGAGUGAAAUCCAGCAAAGAUCCUCGGGCUGCAAUACAGAAUGGCUUCUGGGGUAUCAAGUACCUGAUAUUGAUUGGAGCCAUAGUUGGUGCAUUCUUCAUUCCUCAUGGACAGUUUGGACAAGUUUGGAUGUACUUUGGAAUGAUUGGUGGAUUUCUGUUUAUACUCAUCCAGUUGGUUCUCAUCAUUGACUUUGCUCACUCCUGGGCAGAGGCUUGGGUGGAUAAAUAUGAGGAAACCGAGAGCAAGGGAUGGUACUGUGCCCUGCUUUCCUGCACCUUCUUCAACUAUGCACUGGCCAUCACUGCUGUGGUGCUUUUCUACGUUUUCUACACCACGCCUAUUAAGGUAACACCACCUCAAGCAAUACAAACUGACAGCUGCAGCUUGCAUAAAUUCUUCAUCUCCUUCAAUUUGAUCCUUUGUGUGAUUGUGAGCAUUAUCAGCGUCCUGCCCAAGAUCCAAGACUCCCAGCCUCGCUCUGGACUCCUUCAGGCUUCAGUGAUCACACUGUACACCAUGUACCUUACCUGGUCUGCAAUGACCAAUGCCCCAGACGAGAACUGCAAGCCUAACUGGGACUCACUCAUUGAUAAUGGACAGGCCACCCCCACUGAUGAGCCACCAAAGAACCAUGAACCAACCUUUGAUGGAGAAUCUAUUGCCUCUCUUGUUAUUUGGUUCUGCUGUGUGCUCUAUUCAUCCAUCCGCACUGCCUCCAAUUCCCAAGCCUCAAAGCUCACUAUGUCUGACAAGGUUCUUCUCAAGGAUGACUCCACCCGCCGGAACUCAGGAGACAUUCCUCUGGUGGCCAGUGAGGUGCAGCAAGGUGGUGCAGGUGAUCCUGAGGCUGGCGACGGCCACCAUGUGUGGGAUAAUGAGGAGGAAGGUGUGGCCUACUCAUGGUCCUUCUUCCACAUCAUGUUUGGACUGGCCACUCUGUAUGUCAUGAUGACCCUCACCAACUGGUUCACCCCCAACUCUAACCUCACCACUCUCUCCAGCAACAUGGCUGCUGUUUGGGUCAAGAUUGUGUCCAGCUGGAUCUGCCUGGCCCUGUACACCUGGACACUGGUGGCCCCAAUCAUUCUCUCAAACCGUACCUUUGAUUAAGCUUAACCAACGACUCCCAACACCUCAGUGGGAAGCAGCUCAGUUCUGCAGAAUGGAAAAUCCUACAAUACAUCACCAGUCAAGGGGUUAACAGUCAAGUAUCUACAGUUUAAGGCUGUCAUCAAUGUCAAAUGUAGAGCCUGGAAGUUACAAGUAAAAUAUACUUAAGGUGACAUUAACUACAGUUUAAUGAAACAUGGAUUAUGGAUGAGUUGCUGAAUGGAUAGCUUGCAUUCCUGAUCUGAGACAGGACUUCCAGGCACUGCCAGGUGGCCAUCGUGCAGAUGUGAAAAAAAAAAAAGACUAUCAAAAUGGUCUAUGCAGCAACAGAAAACAUUUUGAAAAUUGUUUGUGGUGGGCCACUGCUAUUGCUGGAAGUUUGGACAUUGCUGUUAGUGUAUCUUUGGCAUACAUUAUAUAAAGAUACAUAUCUGUGUCAGCUGAUAAAUAGCUUUGUGAUGGUCAUUAUAAUAUACUUUUUGAGCUGCCUUUUUUAGGCAAUCAUUUUAGGUAAUGUUUUGGGGUUACCAUGUUGUACCUCAGCACAUAAAGGUAUUCAACAGAGGGCAAAAAUGAGCAUAGAACAAAAUUAUUAAGAUUCCAAUUUCAUGGAAAAGAUAUAUAUAUAUAUAUAUAUAUAUAUAUAUAUAUAUAUAUAUAUAUAUAUAUAUAUAUAUAUAUAUAUAUAUAUAUAUAUAUAUAUAUAUAUAUAUAUAUAAGGAAAAUUCUGAUAUUUGGAAGUAACAAAAUAUAUUUCAAUGUAAUUCCAUCUUGUUGCAGUACAUCACCAGUCAAGGGGUUAACAGUCAAGUAUUUACAGUUUAAGGCUGUCAUCAUUUAGUGUUUAGGUUAGUGUUGGAUAUGACAAACACCAGACCUGAAUAGUGUCAGAGGAAGGUUUGUCAUGUUGGUAUCUCUGAUGAGGCUGUGAACUGAAUGAAUAAGGUAAAUUUAUGAGUUGAUAAUGAAUGGCUGCACGAGAUAUUUUGAAAAGGCAUUCAAACAUUUUUAAAGAAAGGACUUUGAUUAAGUUUACAAUAUAUAUAUAUAUAUAUAUAUAUAUAUAUAUAUAUAUAUAUAUAUAUAUAUAUAUAUAUAUAUAUAUAUAUAUAUAUAUAUAUAUAUAUAUACACUAUUUGAUGUACUGUGGCUAUAAAAUACAUAUAUUCUUGAUGUUUGAAAGUGGUAGGAAUGCUACAAUCAGUUUUACAUAUGAUGUGUACUUAGAGUAAUAUCUAAUGAAAAUGUUAUUCAUAAUUGACAUCAUAUGAAAUAAUAUGCAAUGAAUUUGUGUUUAUGGUAAUACAAAAUUUUCAAUUCUUUAUCUUGGUAAUAUGCCAUUAACUUUGUACACCACCAUUAAAAUUGACCAAGUAGUACUUAAUUAAAAAAUGUAUAUGAAUCUGAAUAUUGCAUAAAUUUGUA
This is a messenger RNA of Scylla paramamosain (green mud crab), 3020 nucleotides long. RefSeq names its product serine incorporator 1-like (gene TMS1). Gene Ontology annotation, cellular component: membrane. The transcript has 14 exons. Bases 123 to 1595 code for a protein of 490 amino acids. The record is from RefSeq and is a predicted model, not a curated record. NCBI's taxonomy places the organism in Eukaryota, Metazoa, Arthropoda, Malacostraca, Decapoda, Portunidae.